Brassica rapa (field mustard) is the source of this 1230-nucleotide messenger RNA. RefSeq lists its product as uncharacterized. The record is from RefSeq and is a predicted model, not a curated record. NCBI's taxonomy places the organism in Eukaryota, Viridiplantae, Streptophyta, Magnoliopsida, Brassicales, Brassicaceae.
UAAAGGAGUAAUGGCGACGGCGACAGCGACUCUAGGGUUUUGAGAUGAGAGUCGAUUCACGAAGAUUGGAUGUUAUUGGAUUCACACAAGGAGAAACUAGAGGAUUUCUAAAGAUCAAGGCAAGCCAUGGGAAGAAUCAGAAGGAAUAUGGUUUUGGUUUUCUAAUGGAAAUUCGAGGAUACGAGAUCCUUUUGUGCGGUAACAAACGAAUCAAUUUCGAGGGGAUUAAUGAUUGGUUUCGAUGGAUUUCCUUGGGAUUCUUUGGUUCUCAGAUCAGAUCAGAAGAUGGGAAGAACAUGUGGGGCUCAAUCAGAGUCAACUUGCCACAAUAUACAAUACAUGACUAUAUGAGGAGGGCGGCAUUCUCGUACACAGGUAUGUUAAGGAAAGAGGGAGUGGCGGUAAGAGUUUUAACCUGGUGGGAUUUGGUUAGGAUUUCGUGGAUAUUGGUUAGAAUCUGUCCAGAACAAGCACAUGGCUGUUCAUAUUUAAUUGUGAUAGAUGAUUCUAAGGUUUGUAGGCUUCCUGGUAAAGGGAUGGAGUGGUUUCAUGGAAGGACUUUUACACUCUUUGAGCUUUAUAAGGAUCUUCUUGCUGGAGAAUUAGACAAAUGCGUACCAGAUGCGUUCAGUGCUAUCGGAGCAAGGAGGUAUUAACUUAUUGGUACAAGCAGUCAUGCCAUGGGACUAGACAAAUGCAGAGGAUACGAUCAAGCUUUUUUGGUGUUUGUCUGAUCGCUAUGGAAACAUGGUUCAUCCUAACUGUAGUUGACCUGCAAGGAGUGCAUCCUAGGGGAGGAAGAAGCUUGAAUGAGGUCUCUUUAAACACAUUCAAAUUUCUCGUAGUGAGGUUUCUCUUACAGCAGCGACGAGAAUAUUAUGGAGCACUCGGGGAUGAUAAUAGAGUUGUGAUAAUGAGGAAUCAUGGGAACAUUUUUUUGGUGGCAUUGGAUGAAGGCUUCUUCAAUAAGGAUGUACGGGGUUCCUGGUGGGGUUUUUUAAAAAAAUGGUGCAUAUUCGCAAUGUAUUGGUUUUUCUAUAAACAGAAAGCGGCCUUUCUUUUAGUUUAUGGUUUUUCAUUUCAGGGUCUUUUAAUAAGCUCUGUGAGCAGUUUAUGGUUCAAUGUUUUAUUCUUUACCUGGUGUUCUAGCUUGGCUCCUCCAUUGUAUGAGUCAAAGUUCCUCUUUAUGAUUAUUUUGUGGAAUAAAUUUGGUUUCCUAGGCUUGUGGUA